AUGUUUCAAAGUCUAAGGAGUCCUACUUCUAGAGGCUACAUACAAGCUUCCAGAAUAGUGCUAUGGUCUAGACUGUUUUACUUAGACUCACCAUUAUGUCAAGACUUCAAAUUCCCUUCAUCAGAUAAACCAAGAGGUAACAAUAAUAGUAAUAAUAAUAAUAAUAAUAAUGAUAAGAAGAAUAGUAAUGCUAGAGAUAACGCAGAAGGUGGUAACAGAUUUGUCAAACACUUUGAAAAUAGAAAUAAUAAUACUAAUAAUAAUAAUAAUAAUAAUAGACCCUUUUCACAAAAUAGAAAUAAUAACACUUCAUUCAAGGAUAAUAAUUCUAGAGAUUCUCAAAAAGCUAAUGCUAGCAAAUUUAAUGCUAAUAAUAGAGAACUUGUCAAUCGUAACAACCAUAGAGAUGAUCACUACAGGGGAUUGAGUGAUAGAGAAUUCGAUCAUAAAAGGAAAUAUCUCAAACAACAACGUGAUCGUCAACAACGUGAUCGUCAAUCUCAACAACGACAACAACCUCAGUUUGUAUUUGAAUCUGGUUCAAGACAAGCCAUAAGUGCCUUAAAAUCUUUGAUUGAAAAAGUAGCAGCUUUACAAACCAAUUUCAAAGUAAGAUAUCUUAAUCCAUUUCAAAAUAGAAUUGAUGUUCUUCAUUUAUCCCGAAUUUCAAAUACAUUAGAAUUAGACAAAUAUGGAUUAUCUUUGGUUCAAAAUGAUGGAGAAGAAUUCCCAUUGAUUAAACGAAUUGAUGUGGUAGAUAUGGUUAAAGCCUAUAGUGAUGAAUUAGCUGCUCUUAAAGAAAAAGAAUUAAUAGAAGCUGGAAGUAGAGCAGCUCAAAAGGCAGUUCAAGCUAGAAAUAAAAUUCUUAAGAAAAAAUCAGCCAAGAAAGAAUAUGCUAUUUCAUUUAAUAUCAGUAUUGGAGAUUUAAUAACCCAAAAGAAAAGAGAAAUCAUAAACUUGAUUAAUAAAGGUCAACCAUUCAAUCUUACUUUAGCAUCUAAAACCAGAUUACAUAGAGAUCCUAAUGCAAAAUCCACCACUACAGAAGGAGGCGAAGAAGAAGAAUCUCAAUCUGUUUAUGAUAUAAGACAGUCUCGUGAAUUCAGAGAAGAAGAUGCCUUAGAAGUUGAAUAUGCUAGACGUUCUAUGAUUUAUGAACAAGUGAUUGAAUAUUUAGAUGAAUCUCCAGUUACUUAUACUGCUACAGGAUCAAUGUACAAUAAAUUUAUUAUCUCAGUUACACCUAAAGAAGAAUCAUCAUCAAAUAAUCAAGUUAAAAAAUCAAAGAAAGAUGAUAAUAAUGAAAAGGAUUUAAAAAAGCAAAAGAAAUUAUUAAAGCAAAAGGAAAGAGAACAAGAAAAAAUUCAAUCAUCUAAAUCAGAGGAUGAUUUAGAUGCUUUAUAUCUGAUUAAAAUUGAUCCAUAA
Scheffersomyces coipomensis is the source of this 1425-nucleotide messenger RNA. RefSeq lists its product as uncharacterized. The coding region runs from base 1 to 1425 and encodes 474 amino acids. The transcript has a single exon. The record is from RefSeq and is a predicted model, not a curated record. Gene Ontology annotation, biological process: negative regulation of cell-cell adhesion. NCBI's taxonomy places the organism in Eukaryota, Fungi, Ascomycota, Pichiomycetes, Serinales, Debaryomycetaceae. Gene Ontology annotation, cellular component: plasma membrane.